CUUCCCGGAACAUCUUUCAUCUCCAGAUCUACUCAUCGUCAUUUCUCUGCUUCUGAAUCGGUACGCAGAUCCGUGUAGAUCGUUCGCCGAUCUACAGUUUGAGUAUGGUUUCGACUUGUAUCGGACAUUGAUUCCCUGCGAAAUGGUUAUGAAUUCAGAUAUGUAUAGAUCGUUUGCCGAUCUAUCAUUUCUGAGUUUUGUCUGUAUGAAUAUUGCUCGGACCAUGGACCAUGGGCGAUGCCGUUGGCUGGAUGAAGAGUGGAUAGAUCUGAUGGAUUUGUUACGAGAUUGAGAGCUAUAAACCUCAGAUCCGUUGUUGGUUUGUUUUCAAACUUUUCAAGGAGAGUUCUCGGUGACCUGAGAUGAUUUUUUGACCUUCAAUUGGUGGAGGCUUCGUUGUUCGCGGAUAUAGUUUUGUCGGAUAUCAUCGUUUCAAUCGGGUGAUUUUACCGUAUCUCUGUAGAGCUCGGUGCAAUUGGAUAUCACUGGUGUUCUAUUUAUGCUAGAUCUCGAGGGAUGGUAAUCGGCAAGCUUGAGGUUGUUAGAUAAGGUUAUCAUAGUUAAAUUUGUUGUCUAUUCUCAGCUUAAUUAUGAAAAUUUGCAUUAGUUUUAUUGAUAUGCAUGCAUAUGUACGAGUAAAUAAUGAGACCGUAGGGAAAAGAGAGGAAAUGUGAGGUUCUAUUAUUGUUAUUUACCGGCCUUUGCCAUGACGGGUGCGCUCGCAUGGCAGGUCACAAAACCUAAUAAAGUUGCGAUUUUUGUGUUUGGAGGGGAGAUGGUACGGGGUUUUUUGCCCGACUUUCCUCUCCGUGUCUCGUCUCUGGCCUCCCUUCUCUGUUUUCUAGAAUUGUCUGCAAGAUCUACUCAGAUAAUCGUCUCAUCAAAUUUGGCGUUAAUGUCCCCGAACGAUGGUUUGGUUAUCUGUCAAGUUAUAGCAGCGCUACCUUUUCAAGGGAUAGGUAUAUCAUGCACUCUUAAUACAACAGUACAACAGCGGACAGGCGAAUUCUAGGAUUAUUCAGCUCCACACUCCUACCAAAGGUACACUUAUGAAUUCCUUUCACUAACUUUGACACUUAACUUUCAUAGCAUAUGUUCGCUCCAUAAGUAAAUAAGCCUUGCCAAUAGUAGUCCGUAAAAUCUUUAAUUGUCUCUGACUACAGGUAGUAAUAUUGUUAACGACAUAUAAGAGUUAAUUCAGUCUACUUAUAAUUAUUGAUUUAUUUAACAAAAGAAAUAGCAAAAUGAUUUAUUUUGAAUGAUGGAACAGUUUAAAUUAAGUCAAUCUACUUCACAAAAAUAUAAGUUAAUUUCUCUGUUUGCGAAUAAUAAUUAACUAACAUCUGUAGCUUAAUUAUAUCUGGAAUGACUUGACUAGUUUUCCAAAUGAGGUUUUGCAAUUUUGACGAUCUGAAAAUUCGGGUUUGAGAUACUGAUCUUCCUUUUUUGAUCGUUUAAGCCUGCCACUGAUCAAUUGGUCUAUUAAAUGAGACUAGAUUAUAACUUGAUGAAUCAUCCAUUUUCAAUAUCUUUGUCAAGUCUGUUAAAUCAACAGUAGUUUAAUCAAUAUCCAUCACUAAUGCAAAAGGAAUCUGUGUACAUGAUUGCCUGUUAUUUAUUUAUCAUCAUUGCGAAAAUUUCAAUACAUAAUUACUUAUUAUUUAAAGGCAGUGGAACUAUCUUCGCAUUUUUUUUUGGUUGAUGUAAUAAUUUAUAAUAGUGGAUUUCAAUGGAGUCUCUUGUUGAGCUCGUUCUGUAAUCCUAGAGGGUGAUUGUAUGGCUUGAGAUACUUUCGUACGAUGGUUGUUCCUCAGCUGGUUGGUUCUCUCUGCAUGCUGGAGAGUUUAAGCUUUUUGCCUCGAGUAAUCAUUGAUUGACCUGGAUGUUGCCGUGUUAUACUGCAAUGGAUCUGCUCCAUGCUGAAAUCAAUUAUUAUGUUGUACUUUUUGACUCUUUUCCUAGAUUACACUCACCUGUAAUUUCCUGUUUGCUUAGCUAUCAUACUACUGCUGAAAUCAAAUAUUAUGUCUUUACCUGGA
This is a messenger RNA of Solanum tuberosum (potato), 2039 nucleotides long. RefSeq names its product SRE1A protein (gene SRE1A). The record is from RefSeq and is marked provisional. Lineage: Eukaryota; Viridiplantae; Streptophyta; Magnoliopsida; Solanales; Solanaceae.